GACUGAAUUCGGAGUUACCACCAUAAAGUAAUUGGUGUAAUUGUGACAAAUAAACAGGUUACCCACGGCUGGGUAGCCGUUAGGGUUUCGCACUUCGUCGAACGACUAGCUGUACAGGUCCAAGUAUAUUUCCGGUUGAAACUGGCGGAUCAAAGACCCGUCAUUCUAAAUAAUUUCACUCCUUCAAAAUUUUCGCCAGUAUAGAUUAUUAGAUAUCAUGUACUUUCUCCUCUUCAGGCAUAUUGGGUACGCAUUACGGACCUUUGGUAGGUGAUUAGCUCUUUUGGGGGAAGGGGUUCGCCCUACCCUCCCAGUCCUAGCUUGUUUUAUUGUUCGCUACCGUCAUGCAACUCGCGCUCGUUGAGGUAAGCUAUUUCCGCUUUUAAUAGUGCAUCAUCGGUGAACUGAUAAAAGACGGACCUCCAAGAGAUCCCGAUGAAGGACACGCGAUUUGCUUUAGGUACAAUGAUUUUCUGACCUGAGGUGAACCUCAUAUUAUUCCGAAGCUAACUAAUACAAUGGCGGCGGCGCCAGACCCACAUGAAGUGUUCCGUUCAACAACUGGAAAAACCAAUUUUCACCGCGUUACACGACUUCUAAUAAGUGGAGGCACAACACUAUUGAGGGAAAUUUUUGACCUCAUAUAUCCCCCGAGUAGUCUACCAACGAUAUUGAAAAAUCCAGCCACAGAGAAGCAACUCAGAUCUGCAAAGCUAUCUAAGCCUCAGUGGGACUGUCUUUACCCAUCCCCAGGGGCGUACGGCCGGUCAACAGAUUUCGACGUUACCUUGCUCUUCAGGUUGCUAAGGACAAUAUGCAACCUGACCCCUCCUGUAUUAGGGUGGGAUGCUCUACCAGCACCUACAGACUGCAGCUUACCCGAUGAUUUGGCGAGAAUUAAAUAUUAUCGCAACUCAAUAUACGGUCACGUGAACCAAAACAUGGAGAUAACCGAUGGCGCGUUUCCUCUCCUUUGGCGGGAAAUUAGCGGUGCCCUUGUGCGAGUCGCGGGACACAUCAGCCGUGCAAAGAAGAUGGAAUGGCAAAAAGCCAUUGAUAAGUUUUUAGCGGAUCCCCUCACAGCAGAAGACGAAAGAAACAUCCAGGAACUGCUGAAGUGGUACGAAAACGACACAGAAGUGAAGAAAUCUGUGAUGGAACUGAAAAACGCAGCUCAAGAAGGGAUGGAACGUUUGGAAAUUAGUUUACAAGGUAUUCAGGAAGUACUUGAAGUUGAGGCAAGCUCUGUUGCAGAGAACGUCAAGUGCUUAGGGAGAGAAGUGCGAGAGAGAACACGGGACCUCAGAGAACAGUUAGCAACCGAAAUGAAAAACACAACUCAAGCAGUCCAACAAAGAAUUGGAGGUUUGGAAACAAGUUUAAAGGCUGCCCACGAUGGGCUAGAAGACAAAACACUGUCAAUAGAGACAACAGUUCGGGAGGAAGCUCAAAACAUUAAAGAUCAGCUUGGAACGGUACAACAAUCGAUAGAAAGGCUCGGUUCCUCAGCUGAGAGCUCUCAAGCCGAUGGAGCUCGCAUUCGACUUCGGAUCAAUUGCGAGGCCAUUUCAGGACCUGGUCUGCAAGGACAAUCUCAUGAGGUGGUUGCAGCUUCACGGAAACCCGAAGGAGAGACCCAGAGUGCCGGAGGGAACCCAGUCAUAUCCUGCCAGCAACAAUCACCGACCCCUGGAGGUUUCGGGGGAGAACACUUCGGAAAUGGAGGCAUUCCAUCAGCGCAGGGAGUUUUGAAUUUCAUUGCGUUCAAGUACUUCCAAGCAGUUGACCCGUCUAAACCAGAGGAGUUGAAUGGCUACCUUCAGUAUCUGAAAGACGUGCGCCAAGUGUUAUUCGUUGACGCUCAAACGGGAAGCUUGAUAAUCACAGUGGAGUGCAAUUCGCUGGAAAUACUAGAAGGAUUAUGGGACGACUACAGCACAGGACACUUGAAUGAAAUUGCACAGAAAUUCCUCGUGACAGAUAACAUUCUCAAGGAGUUUGGCCUCACCGAGGUGAAACUCACCACAACCAUCCUAAUGAAGGAGUACAAAGCUUGUCGAGAGCAGUUAUUGCUGCAAUCAGAACGAAGAUGGGACGUUUUACCUCACCAAGUUUCUUCUGCAGUCACGAGGACAAGUUCCCCCAUUAACGGGGCUGGUGAUUUUUCGCGAAAAACUUCAAGCCGUGAAAGCACCAUGGCAUCAAGUCCAUCUUCGACCGCUGGUUAUCUGCACAACUUGUGUCGUCAAGGCAAUACAAGUGCGAUCCGCCCAUACCUUCAAGGGAUUUCAGACGUCAACAAGCUGGAGGAACGACUUGGUUUCCUAGGUUACACUCCUCUUCAUGAAGCAACCAAUCAAGGACAAAUAAGUGUUGUUAGACUCCUGCUUCUUUAUGGUGCCAAUGCAAAUGCCAAAGCCAACGGCUUCUACACACCUCUUCAUAUUGCGGCAUCAAUGGAUAAUUUAGAUUGUGUGAUGGAGCUUUUGAAGCACAAUGCAGACAUAACAAGUAGAGAUGAGUUUGGUAAAACCCCUUAUGACACUGCCAUGAUUCACAAGUGCAAGAAGACAGCACGUGUCCUCAAGAGUGAAGAGGUCAAAAAGGCAGCCAGGGAAAACAGUCCAAACUUGAGAGAGAUGCUGACAUCGAUUCGAUUACAAGAUCUUGUACCAUCUUGUUUUAAGGAGGCGAUACUGGAAGCUUCACGAGGAGGCCACAUGGAUGCCAUCUGUUCUUUAGUUAUCACAGGUGGACGACAUUCCUUACAACUCAGAGAUUGCAUCAGUGAGGCAUUGAAGUUCCAUGCCUGUGAUGCAGCUGCCAUGUUGCUAACCUGCUAUGCCGCAAAACAUGAUAAAAAGAAGCUUUUAAAAUACUUGAUGAGUGUUGAGGUUGACAAAGAAAAUGAGCGGGAAGCCCUUGCAGAAUUACCAAACGAUGUGGUACUAACCCACGAUGUUUUGUCUAGAAUGAGGAUGUGUAUUUCUGACAGAGACUCCUUUAACAUUGCAGUACCUAUUGGAUUAGCUAUUCAACAGAAGAAAAAGGAAGCUGCGGGAAUCUUCCUCUUGAGUACCAAUUGCAAUCAAGUGCAGAAACGAAUUGAUUGGCCCAAACUGGCCCUGGGUGACAUUGAUCCUUCAUGGCUAGAAAAUGUCACAUGGGUGGAAAAACUCUUCUUAGCAUCAAAUCUACUUACAAGCGUUCCAAGUAACAUAACCAUCUUGACCAAACUGUAUUGUUUAGACUUGAGGAGGAAUCAGUUGAAGACUAUCCCUGCUGGUCUACUUGAGAUGUCAAGUUUGCGGGAUCUGCGGCUGUCUGAGAACAAAAUUGUCGAACUGCCUAAGAAAUGUAAAUGGAGUCCCUCUCUGAAGACACUCAAUUUAAAUGAUAACUCUCUGGAGACGUUGCCUAAGAGCAUGGCAAAUGCCAAGUUGUCAAUUUUGUACAUAGCAAGAAAUAAUUUGUACGAAGUGCCUCUGUGUAUCUGUGCGAUAACAACCUUGCAGUCACUGGAUCUGUCAGGUAACCCUAGAUUGACACAGCUUCCACCACAGAUGGGACGACUUACCAACAUUGAAAUGCUUAAAUUGGAAAAUUUGGAUCAGUUGACAGAUCCUCCCGAGGAAAUAAAGAGAAAUGGCAUCAAAACCAUCACGUAUCUUCGAAACAUACUGCGCAGAUCAGAGGGGUAUUACACCAUGAAGCUGAUGCUGGUAGGCAGGGCUGCUCAAGGCAAGACAACAUUGAAGCAUCGGCUGAUGAGAAACUACAGUUACAAUGAAAAUAAAUCGACAAACGGAAUUGCCAUGGAUGAAUUCCGUUACAAUCGAAAGGACUACGGUCUAUUCCCGAUUUACCAGGAGUUCGUUUUCAAAAUUUGGGAUUUUGGUGGUCAAGAAGACUUCUAUACAACACAUCAAUGUUUUCUAUCCACUCUGGCGCUUUACCUACUGGUGUGGAACCUGGAAGAAGGUGAAAGCGGAGUCGAGAUGCUGAAGAGCUGGUUGGACACCAUAUCUGCCAGCGCUUCCAACACCAGCCUCAUCAUAGUGGGCACACACUUGGACAAGGUUAAGAAAAACAAGGAACCCGGAUUCCAGGAGCGCAUGCGCGACUUAGUGAAGGAGCUGGUUUUGUUACCGAAGUACAGCCGAAUCAAUGUCAAGGAUAUCAAGGAAGUUAGUUGUGCACCUGACAACAGAGAAGGCAUUGAUGACCUCCGUAUAGCCAUUUACGAUGUUGCCAGGAACCUCCAGAAGAGUGAACGCGGGCAAGUGUCAGUAAUGGGCGAAAAGAUUCCGCACAGCUUUUUGUUAGUGGCAGAUAUCAUUGAAGCCAAGCGACAGGAGUUGCGGGAUAAUGGACGAUUGCCAAUCAUGCACAAAUCCGAGUACGAGGCACUUGUCCUGGACACCAUUAAGAAUGACACAUUGGACAUCGAGGACACUAAUGACUUAGUGGAGGUUACUAAGUUUAUGCACGAGAGAGGCAUUUUGAUGCACUACGACGACCCAAACCAAGAUCUGCAAGAUCUGUACUUCAUUGAUCCUCAGUGGCUUUGCGAGUUGAUGGCACAGAUUGUGACGCUACAAGAAGUGAACCGAUUCAUUCGCAAUGGCAUCUUAAACCUGGACGCCCUGCCCCAGAUUUUCAAAGGUGAACUCUUUCCAUACCGGAACGCUCCGCAAUUCAUCCGUCUGUUGAAUCGCUUCCAGAUCGCAUGUUCCUUAGACGAAAACCGCGUCCUGAUUCCUUCCAAACUUCCCGCCGGGCAACCGGAUGAGGCCACCAACGACGAUCUCCCGUUUAUCACACUGAAACGAAUCCAUUCUUUGCCUUGCAUUCCGUUUGGAUUCUGGAGUCGCCUGAUUUCGCGCCUGUUGUUUUACAUGAAGGAUAUGCUGUCGGGCGGAGAAAAUUUCAGUCGACAGGAGUACUCGAGCCCGUUUCAGCUCGAUCCAUUCUGCUGCAAAUGCCCCCUUGACCUAGAGAGUUCAACCACAGGGGGUCUUGCCGACAGUGACAAUGAAGUACUGGCUACCUUCGAAGCUUCUCUUGGUGGGUCGUUUGAGAAUCUGCCAGGUUCGCCUGGUGACUUCCGCGGUCUCGUUCGAUUCUUCAGUUCUCACCGUACGGGAACCUUCAUCAACGGCCGAUUUUUCAGUCAUUCCGAUUUGGAAGGUGGAAGCUCUCGGAGUGAUUCAGGUUUCGAGUACAGUUCAGACGACGACGAUGAAGCUCGUGCCAGGGCGCCAGGCGAGCUCACUGCGUCCUAUCCCUUUGUUGGUUCCAAAGCCGAUAGUUCGUGGAGGAAUGAAAGAGUAUUUAAACAUGGUACUGACCCGGGAACACACCGCCGCCAUGACGAAAUUAAUGACCUCGAAAGCGAAACUCCCAAAAGCGACUCGGCUGUACCAAUCUUGCGACAGAAAUUGUCACACGGAGACUCAGUCGAAAAUGCGCAUUUUGGCGCAUCACGCACAAGCUCUGAACAGGGCUCCUGUGUAACACUCAAUUCCAAUCAGUUUCACAUUAACCCCGAUGUUGCGGAAGGUCCCUCAGCGGCUGAUAACGAUGCACUUUCGAAUUUCGAUGGAAAAGAUGUUGACUUGGUAGAUUCAUCUCGACCAAAUGAACUCGCCAGUGGCGCAGCCGAUGAAGACAUCGAGGUUCUCGCUUCGAAAGACACAUGUUUAGAAUCUUGUUCUGAAAGGCUCAAUGGUCAUCUUGAAUUAAAUCUUUCUCAAAAUUACGAUAGCGAUGACAGCGAUAGCGUGCCUUAUCACUCUGCCACCUCCAGAUCAUGUACCCCAGAUCCACUGACACACGAAAAAAGCGAUGGACACCACGAGGAUCCUUCAUUAAUGGAGCUAAACAAAGAUCCUGAAAUACGUCCCUUUAACGAAGACCCUGGUACCGAUGGCCUUAAUCAGUUCCAGUCCUUGACGGAGUCGUGUUUGAAAGAGGCUUAUUUUCACCGAUCUGUGUCAGAGGAAAAGUUUCAAGGCGACAGUUGUGAGGUGGCAUCUAAUCACUCGGCCAGCUCCUCUGUAUCAAACAGCAUUUCGUCGGAUAAAGAGUCUGAUGGAGAAUGUUUUCACACCGGUUCUAGUCGGGGAUCUAACGUCAGCGAGGCAGGGGACACAUCCAUAGAGAUACGGACUGUUGUUGGUGACGAGGAAAUUGCAGCAGCCAGCCAUGUGUCAGACAACUCAGUCAGCAUCGAUUGGAAUGAAACAAUUGGAGAGGUUCCCAAUGCCGGGACUUCGUCACACGAUUCUCCAGGCUCAGUCCCGCCCCUUCUCCCCGAGAUCUCAGUAGAAUCGCCGGAGACUGGAGCCCAUUCUAGAAGUCCUUCGGCGACGCCGGAUCCUGGCAGAAGUAACGUUAGAGAUAGCAGCAGAGCCAAGCACCGCAGUGUUACAUCGCAUCUUCCUUACUGCCCAUUCAAGGAAGAUUUCCCCAUCGACAGCCUCCCGCAGUUACCAACAGACCUGGCGACGCUGAUUGACCAUGGCUUCCUUCAUUGCUGGAAGUCCGGAGUGUGCCUUCGUCACCCUCGCUUGUUCUUCCUGCUGUACUGCCUCCCGGAUCCCGCUUCUGACCGACAGUUGGUCGUUACAGAAGUAAGCCCUUGUCCACAGGGUCGGAGGGUCUUAAGCUACGUGGUAGACCACAUCGACACCCUGAUUCGGGAGUGGUAUCAGGAGUUUUCGUCCACGGACGGCCAGCAACCCAAGGUCAGGCAGCUCAUCCCCUGCGUCGUGUGCGAACUCCUGGGUCUUGAACCGAACAAGUUCUCGUUUGCUGAAUGCCAGCUUCAAAGUUCAAGGUCAGAUACAAUUCCCUGUCCCCGUCAUCCUCGAAUCAAGGUUAAUCUACACAAAGUGGCACCUGACAUCAUGUUACAUGACGUAGAUGCCGAUUUGUUGUUGUCGCAUGACGAGAUCACCUAUGAGGACACCGAGUCAAAACGGCUGGGCAGCGGUGGUUUCGGAAAGGUUAUUCGUGGUGAAUGCCGAGGACAAGCCGUCGCCAUCAAGUUCUACAUUCAAAGCGACGAAACAGACCCCUUGAGGCAUUACCGCGAGGCGCGCAAAGAAUUGAACGUGCUACGCCGCGUGCGGCAGCAUCCGUUCCUCAUCAACAUCAUUGGCGUCUGUCUUCGUCCCUUAUGCCUCGUACUGGAACUGGCGGAGCGGGGAGCUCUCACCGAGAUCAUUGUCAAUCCGAUGCCCAUUCAUCGCAUUGUACUAUUUCGCAUCGCUUACCAAGUUGCCGAUGCGUUGCGCUUCCUGCACGAUUUGGGCGUCAUCUACCGAGACCUAAAACCCGAAAAUGUCCUAGUUUGGUCAUUGGACGAGCCAGCUGAUCUUCACGUUAAACUUAUCGACUUCGGCACGGCGAAUUUUGCGACUUCUACCGGUCUCAUUUCGUGUGCGGGUUCAUGCGGUAACCACGCGCCCGAGAUGCUGGAGUGCGCAAACAAAGAGGAGUACACAUCUCAAGUGGACGUGUAUUCGUAUGCGAUCCUUUUGUACCAAAUCAUUACUCGGUCAGUUCCGUUUGAAGAAUACGAUUCCGAACCUAAAAUCAACGCUGCUGUGAUCGCCGGCGAGCGUCCGAAGUGGCGGGAGGUUCCGGUGUCGACAUUCGGUCUUCCGACUCUUACCGAACUCAUGCUUCGUUGCUGGUCGGAUAGCCCGAUGAAACGACCGACGUCUUCCCAGAUAGCUGAGCAAGUCCGUCACCCAGCUUUCCAAUGUUUGCUAGCUAAGCAGGCCGUUAACCCUCAGCAGCAAUCUGUGCGGCAUGCCUGUCUGGUGCCAGAUUUCUGCGAUCUGUGGCUGGCGUGUGAUGACCAUUCAGGAAACCGAAUUUUUAUCUACGAUGGUCGCACGCUGGAUAUGAAGUUCUCGUUUUCUAUUGAAACCGAACAACAGCAGCCUCUUGCCUUUCAGAUUCAGUGCAUGCAUUUUAUGAAGCCUUACGUGUUGAUCGCCGUUCGCGGCCCCGCGGACUUAAUCUAUGUUUAUGCUAGCUCAAGUGAACUUCGUUUUAAGUACGUGACAUCCAUGCCAUUUGACGAGCAGAUCACUUGCGUGUCGUCGAAUGAUGAGUAUAUAUUUGUUGGACUGAGCGAUGGCAAAGUGCGCUGCGUCCUGAAAACAGAAAUGAAGAAAAGCGACAAAAAGCGUACAUUAUGCAGUUUCAAAGUGGGACGCCACCGAAUUCUGUCACUGACUGUCGCACAGGAUAAACUCUGGGUAUCAACCAGUCGGUAUAUUUUCAGAUAUUUUACGAAACCCGGCGAAAUGGAAGCGUUCGACAUUGACGCCAUGUGGUACGGCGGCCCCAAAGGAAUGGAGAACAACCCUCAGACCCAGGUCUCCCUCCUCAAGGUUUGUCUUGACGAGCAAGGCGUUCUGUCCGUUUGCAGAUCUGUCCUCAGCAAAUGGGACGUCGAAACCAGACGGAAUCUCUUCAACAUCGACUGCGUAGCUAUCCUGAAGAGCCUCGGCGCAGAUUCCACUGAAGAAGAGGCACGCAAGGAUAGCGGUGACGCCGCUGCGUGUAUUACCUGCGUUGAGCCCACGCGCGACUCACUGUGGGUGGGGAUCGCGAGUGGCCACAUUUUGAUCUUUGAUUCCGAAACAGGGUAUCUGCUCACGUGGUUUCAUCCUUUUGAUGAAACGCGGACCCUCACUCUAAUUAAUGGCCCUGGUCCGUGCGGUACCGAACAAAGCUACGUCAUAAGCACUGGAAAGGGGCUAAGGCGAGAAGGGCUGGGACCUGUGUGCGUCUUAGCGGCGGAGCGGGUGCGAGAGCCCUCUCAGGAGAUUACCAUUAGGAAAACGAGUGAGCCGGAGAAAAAAAAGAAUUACCUAAGGAGCAUAUCAGGACGAAAACUUUGGAGUGCCACCCCUCCAAUCGAAGAACAAGAACAUGACGCAGUCGACACAAAUCCAAGCCCGCAGCCUAAAUGCUCUAUGAUCAUGUGGGAAGUUGUUUCCGGGAGUUGUUUUGCCAGAAUAGAGUCUAUAAGCGGCCGGCAACGUAGUCCUUUCCGUCUAAGUAACACCUCGUCAAAUGUUCAUCAGUCCUCGCAAGACAGUGACGAAACGAAUCUGGGAACGUAAUUACAAGGCGACGGAAGUACAUCCGGAGAUCUCUUGUGGAGGACUGAGUACCAUAUCUUGAGGGUACGAGGAAUUAACUGACACUGGAAGAGUAUAUUGGCCUUGUUUGCUAUCAAAGCAUGACAAUGAGAACUCACGAAUAAUUGUCAAGCGAACAUACCUCGUUGGAGAUCAGCUACCCGUUAUCUGCGAGACCUGCCGUCUUAAAAGAACAGAUGAUUCAAAAGCAAAUGAUAAAUUCAGUUGUUGUUGUCACUGCCUAAAGACGUCGCUAUUGAAUACGUAUAUAACAGAUAUCAUAGGUAGUUUUUUUGCUAUCAUAAAAGAGAAUUGUUGUGUUAAUGGUAGUUAUAGUGUAUAGCAAAUACGGACAUCUUUUACAGGAGUUUCGUAUAUGAGCUUGACGAACGAACGAAAGGGAACGUUUUAAAAUAUGUACAAGUUGAUUUUAUUCGAACUGUGUAUCUCAUGGAUUUUAGUGAUUUUUUCCUUGUUACAACUCAAAUUCAAAUUGACUACGACAUCAAGUCCUCUGUGGUGUUUUAUGGAGAAAAUUCUAUAUCUUUAGUCCCAAUUCAAAUUUGGGACAAAUUUAAUGUUAUUAAAUACAAAUUUCGGCGCAGGCUGGGCUUAAUUUAUGCUUUCGAUGUGGACUGUUCGUGCACGCCUAGCAGCUAGAAAAAAAAUAAAGCCUGAUGUUCCUUGCCACCUUGGU
Messenger RNA from Orbicella faveolata, 9864 nucleotides. Its product is annotated as leucine-rich repeat serine/threonine-protein kinase 2-like. The record is from RefSeq and is a predicted model, not a curated record. Lineage: Eukaryota; Metazoa; Cnidaria; Anthozoa; Scleractinia; Merulinidae. Gene Ontology annotation, biological process: protein phosphorylation. Gene Ontology annotation, molecular function: protein kinase activity; ATP binding; protein binding.